Molecule: messenger RNA, 983 nt
Organism: Sorex araneus (European shrew)
Lineage: Eukaryota; Metazoa; Chordata; Mammalia; Eulipotyphla; Soricidae
Gene: GPX8
Product: glutathione peroxidase 8 (putative)
Exons: 3
Coding region: 194-826 (210 amino acids)
Biological process (GO): response to oxidative stress
Molecular function (GO): glutathione peroxidase activity
Source: RefSeq, a predicted model, not a curated record
UGGGAUCAGAAAUACACUGGAACUGAGUUCUUGCAUCCUUUCACUGCAUUCCGUCUCUGAGAAGGGUCUUUGCGUUCUGCAGCCGUGAGGAGCAAGUCUGUCCUUCCUGGUUUUCGGUGGAACUGAGCGGGUUUCAAGUUUCAGCUCCUCCUUGGAGGCCAGCCUGCCAGGCCCUGCCCAGGAUCCAUCCAAAAUGGAGACUCUCGCUGCUGGCUCCCCUCUAAGAUGUUCAGGGCCCAAAGCAAAGAUCUUUGCAGUUUUGCUCUCUAUGGUUCUGUGCACAGUAAUGCUCUUUCUUCUACAACUAAAAUUCCUAAGACCCGGAAUCGCCAGCUUUUAUACCUUUGAAGUGAAAGAUGCAAAAGGAAGAAUGGUUUCUCUGGAAAAGUUUAAAGGCAGAGUUUCACUAGUUGUAAACGUGGCUAGUGACUGCCAGCUCACAGACAGAAAUUACUUAGCACUGCAGGAACUGCACAAAGAGUUUGGACCGUUCCACUUCAGCGUCUUGGCUUUCCCAUGCAAUCAGUUUGGAGAAUCGGAGCCCCGCCCAAGCAAGGAAGUAGAAUCUUUUGCAAGAAGUAACUACGGAGUAACAUUCCCCAUCUUCCAGAAGAUUAAGAUUCUAGGAUCUGAAGCAGAACCUGCAUUUAGAUUUCUCAUUGAUUCUUCAAAGAAAGAACCAAGAUGGAAUUUCUGGAAGUAUCUGGUUAACCCUGAAGGUCAAGUCGUGAAGUUCUGGAGGCCAGAGGAGUCCAUCGAAGUCAUGAGGCCAGAGAUUGCAGCUCUGAUUAGACAAAUGAUCAUAAAAAAGAAAGAGGACCUAUGAGAAUGCCUUUGAGCCAUUCUAGUGCACUAGUCAGAAUAAAUGUCUCCAUAAGAAUUUAGUCCCAUCUCAAACACCCUGAAAAUUAAAUGUGGCACACUGAAAAAUGUUAUUUUGCUCAUGAGUGGUAAUAAAUUUCCCCAGAAUAAAGAUGUAACCC